This is a messenger RNA of Porites lobata, 369 nucleotides long. NCBI's taxonomy places the organism in Eukaryota, Metazoa, Cnidaria, Anthozoa, Scleractinia, Poritidae. The record is from the annotation of a GenBank genome assembly.
GCAUCAGAAUGCCAGAAUUACGCAAGUCUUAACAACGCUAACAGAAAGAUUACGUACACUUCUUACCACGAUUAUUGUGACAGCAGUCUCGGACCUGGUUGGUUUCGUUUUGAGGGGUCCGCCGGUACAAGAAUGCCAACGUCAUGUCCACCUACAGACAGAUGUGGCACUGAUGCAACCGGCUGGUUGAAUGGUGGACACCCCACAGUAGCAGAUGGUCAGGUCAGCAGGACGGUGUGUUUUCACUGGAUUGGUAACUGCUGUCUCUGGUCAACAAACAUCAAUGUGAGAAAUUGUGGUGCAUAUUAUGUGUACUUUCUUAGUGGUACACCUGCUGGUUGUGAUCUCCGUUAUUGUGGCACUGACUAG